AUGCCGGAUCCCAAGGCUGCAACUGAUGCUGCGACGGCUCCUCCGAUAGCAAUCACGAAGAAAGACGGUCCUGCCGACCAAAAACUCAAACCAAGGCCUAAACCACGAGACCCAGUUGGCCCCAAAUUGAAGGUGGUCGUACGCCGUCUCCCGCCUAACCUUCCUGAAGAGAUCUUCAUAACCGCAACAGACGAAUGGGUCAACGAAAAAACAACAUCCUGGUUCCACUACAUCCCCGGAAAACUAACCGAGAACCCCAACAAACAAUCUCGCUCAAGCCGCGCCUACAUCAAAUUCCUCACUCCCGCCCACAUCACGACCUUCCACACCGCCUUCCAUAGGCACCUCUUCAUCGACUCCCGUGGCCGCGAAUCCCGUGCCCUUGUCGAACUGGCCCCCAACCAAAAAACCGCCCGCACCCGCAGCGGGAGGGCGAAAGAUAACCGCUCCAACACACUUGAGGAGGACCCGGAGUUUAAGGCCUUUGUGGAGAGUUUGAGUGAGAAAGGGAGUGGAGUACCGGCUGUGGAGAAGGAAGAGGAGAGCAAGGUUACGCCAUUGAUUGAGUAUUUGAGGGCGCAGAAGGAGAAGAAAAAGGUGGCGAAGGAGAAGAGUCGGGAGAAGGAGAAGAAGAGGAAGGAGAAGGAGGGUGGGGUUGGUGCUGCUACGGCUGAGAAAGGUAGUAGACGGAAGAAAAGUGGAGCGCCUGCUGCUGGGGAUGGGGCUGCCAAGACGAACGGUGCGAAGGCUGGACAACAACCCGCUACAGGAGACGCCACAGCACCCAAAUCUCGUCGCUCCAAACAACGAGCAGCGAAAGCCGCAGCUUCUGCAACAGCCGGUGACACCGCCACGACCACCCCGCAACCUUGCGCGCCUUCGACGAAUGCGCGGAAACCUGCACAGAAGCAGCCCAAGAUCGUGCAACCACCGCAGAAUGGGGUGGGUCCGCCGAACGCGUUGAUGCAAGCUGCGAGGAGGCCGCCAAAUGCGCUGGCGGCUCAGGCUGGUGGUGGUGGGCAGGGAGGACAGGGACAGGCGCAGGGUGGUGGACGGGGAAGGAGGGGAGGUGGUGGCGGUGGUGCGGCACAGGGGAACCGACAACCUCCCACGCAACCUCAGGCCAGUACACAGCAACAACACGUACAACAACCACCCACGGGCCCUGCUGCUCAAGUCGCACAACGCGGUGGCCGUGCUCCGGCUCGUGGUGGCAUGAACCCUCGAGGUGGACUAGCCAUCGGAGGAGGACGUGGUCCACCCGUCCCAAUAUUAGUCGCACAGGCACAGUUACAGGCCUUACAGAGUGGCCGCGGAGGGUUUGCGAGAGCCGGCUUUGGGCCCGGAGGUCGUGGGGGAAGGGGAGGCGGCAGAGGAGGAGGGAGGGGUGGGGCGGUUGUGGGAGGUGCAACGGGUGCACCAGCGGCGCCGCAAGGUUGA
This is a messenger RNA of Saitoella complicata NRRL Y-17804, 1440 nucleotides long. RefSeq lists its product as uncharacterized. The record is from RefSeq and is a predicted model, not a curated record. Gene Ontology annotation, molecular function: mRNA binding. NCBI's taxonomy places the organism in Eukaryota, Fungi, Ascomycota, Saitoellomycetes, Saitoellales, Saitoellaceae. Gene Ontology annotation, biological process: nuclear-transcribed mRNA catabolic process, nonsense-mediated decay; positive regulation of translation. The coding region runs from base 1 to 1440 and encodes 479 amino acids. Gene Ontology annotation, cellular component: nucleolus; cytoplasm. The transcript has a single exon.